Messenger RNA from Esox lucius (northern pike), 2830 nucleotides. RefSeq names its product kelch-like protein 23. Gene Ontology annotation, molecular function: protein binding. The transcript is spliced from 3 exons. The record is from RefSeq and is a predicted model, not a curated record. Lineage: Eukaryota; Metazoa; Chordata; Actinopteri; Esociformes; Esocidae. Bases 1117 to 2799 code for a protein of 560 amino acids.
AUCUAAAGAAAAGCUGUACUCUGGAGGUUUUGUAUAAUCUUAGCAUUAUUUACAAUGGUGGUCAAAUGUCAAAACAGGUCCCCAUGUUUUGUGUACAACCUCCUCAAAUUGUAUACUCUGUCAUCCAUGUCUUAUAAAUGUGUUGGACUGGAAGAAAAAAAAUAAUGUUGUGCUUAAAAUUCUGGAGCGCAUUUUCAGGUUGGUUGCUUUAAAGUUAGUAUGGGAUUGUAUAGUACAAUAAGAGGAAAUGCCCUUGCAUCAAACAUUAUUCACAGACCUGUAUUGUAAUGAAAAACUGUAUUGCUCCACGCCAAGACCUGACUGGGAAAAAACUUUGUUACACUGUGUGCUGUGGUCUCAGGCAAAUCUGUUUAAAUCACCUUAAGCAUCACAACAACAUUAUUCUCCUGCUUGAGUGGUUUCAAGUUGAUGCAGCAGAAGCCACAAGUAUCUCUUUGUGAGUAUGGCCGACAGGCUUGAGUAGCUUUUCUACACACACACUCCCUACAGCAGCUCAGAAGUACAGCCUACUGAUCACAAUCAACAAUCCCCUUUAGGAUGAAAAGAACCGUUCAGCUUCUCCACUUCAGCUAUAACUGUCACACUAUAGCUAGUAAGCUAACAACCCUUAUACAUUAUAUAACACACAAAUGUGGUUUACAUUAGAAACACUGCCAUCUAGUCCCUCAAAGAUUUCAUACAGCUAGCUUACAACAAUUCCCAAUUUGGCUGUAAAGACGAUCUUCUCCUCAUUCCCAUUUACUAUAAUUCAAACAAGAUUAACAAAAUAUUAACUCAGUACAGUAAUAAUUUGGGUUUGCUAAUUAUUAUUGUUGUACUAUAAUUAGAGUUAGCAAUUUAGAAUUCAACUUUAUUACAGGGGUCCUAACAAAACCCUUUCACCUACAACAAAUAGUUUGGUAUGCCCGCUGUCUGCUUGGCAUAGUCUGGAAGCCCUAGUUAUUUUUAACUUGUGUUUUGCAAACUGACCUGCCCUCAUUUCUCAGUUAUUGAUAGCCAACUGCAGGCCUGGGGAUAUGAAUAGCUCAACCAGGGUAGUAGCUAUGUGUCAAACCAAAGAAAAGCAGACAAGGGGAAGACUGUGGCUGUUGUGACAUGGCCUGCAAAAAUCCUGAGCUGGUACCGUUUACCGUAAGAGCAACAACUUCUUCUGAGUUGUGCCCAGAGGACAAAGGUUCAGAUGAUGAGCCUGAGAUAGAUGUCAUACCUGACACAGUGCUUCACCUAGAGACAGAGUCCUUCUUUGUGAAUCGUCAACAGCUGGCUCUCCAGAGCCCCUAUUUCCGUGCACUUUUCUAUGGUGGCAGCAGAGAGAGUGGCAAACGCCACAUUAGGAUCCAAGGUGUGGGUGCGGAACAGUUCCGAGUCUUGAUGGAAUACAUUCUGAUGUCCAAGCUACCGCUCAGCAGAGAGACUGUACUGAGGAUCCUAGAAACAGCAGAUUUCCUCCAAAUGGAGAGGCCCAGGCUCCUAUGCUGCAAGUUUCUAGAAAGAGAGCUGCACCUUAGCAACUGCUUGGGCAUGAUGGCCUACGCUUGGCAGCUGGGCUGCAUGGAACUCUACACCACAGCACGUCAGGUCGCUCUAACCCACCUGCCGGCUAUCACCACAGAGGAGGACUUCCUGUUCCUGUCCAAGGAGAGCAUGGUGGAUCUCUUAGCCAGCGAUGACCUGUUUGUAACCAGGGAGGAUCAGGUCCUGGAGCUGGCCUUACGCUGGGCUGCAUUUCACCCAAAUCGGGAGACGGAAUUCAUGGAGCUGGUGGAGCUGGUGCGGCCAGAGAACCUGUCUCUUUCCUACCUCACUGAUCUGCUGACCAGGCUUAAAGGGUCCGACCCACAAGCCAAACUCAUCUGUAAACUGAAUGACAAUUUUCCAGUAAGCUGGUCUGUGGGCAGGUCCAUACCUCGGACACGGGCCAGAGAGACAAUGUACAUACUUGGAGGGCCCCACGACCAGGAAAAACAGUCUCUCUACCAGUACUACCCGCGCAGUGGCAGGUGGCAGUCCCAUGCACCCCUUCAGAGGAAGAAUCUCACCCAGUACUCUGUGGCAGCAGUAGGAGAGGACAUUGUCGUCACUGGCGGCUACUUUCGUGACGAGGUCUUUUGGUACAGUGUCGACUGGGUGCGGAUGUUCCAGUGUCGGACUGAGCGCUGGGCGGAUGGCCCCCCUCUGCAGAAGUCCAGGCACAGCCACUGCUCUGUCGGCCUGGGGCCGGAGCUGUACGUCCUGGGGGGCAGCAUGGACGAGGGGCCCAAGGCCCACGUGGAGAAGCUGCUGCUGGGGGAGCGGGGCUGGGAGGAGGUCAGCCCUAUGGUGCGGUCUGUGGAGAGGGCCGCCGCCGCCACCCUGGGUCUGUGUAUCUAUGUGGCCUGUGGACUAGAUGAGAACGGGGAGGUUUACAGCGGGAUUCAGAGGUACCGGGUCAAGGAGGACCAGUGGGAUGUGGUCACCUACUCCCCACUGCCAAGGUAUGACCUUCUAGCAACAGUACUCAAUGGGGCCCUGUAUUUCCUGGGAGGUCAGGCGUUGAGGCUAGACGUUGAUACAGAUGAAUGGACAGUUGUGGAAGAGGAGUAUCUGGGCAGGAAGUUUUUUGGUGGCUGUACCACAGUCAAUGGCCAGAUCUACCUGAUGAGUGAGCGAAAAUUAAACAAAGCAUUCCCAAACAUGGUACUGAUGGAUCCUUAUAUUGACACCUGCAUGGAAAUCGACGGCGCCAUUCCCUGUCCUGUGCCUCUCCGGGGAUGUGUCACCAUGCGCUUGGCCGCAUGACACCGGAGAGAUGCCAGGGAACUGCUUGGAC